This is a messenger RNA of Python bivittatus (Burmese python), 5026 nucleotides long. The record is from RefSeq and is a predicted model, not a curated record. NCBI's taxonomy places the organism in Eukaryota, Metazoa, Chordata, Lepidosauria, Squamata, Pythonidae.
AGGUUGCGGUACAUGGUGAAACAGCUGGAGACAGGAGAGGUGAAUAUCGAGGAGCUGAAGAAGAACUUGGAAUAUACAGCUUCUUUGCUUGAAGCGGUUUAUAUUGAUGAGACCAGGAAGAUUCUGGACACAGAAGAUGAACUCCAAGAGAUCAAGUCUGAUGCCGUACCCUCUGAAGUCCGAGACUGGCUGGCCUCCACUUUUACCCAGCAGACCCGGGCCAAGGGGCGCCGUUCGGAGGAGAAACCCAAGUUUCGCAGCAUUGUGCAUGCUGUUCAAGCUGGCAUCUUCGUGGAAAGGAUGUUCCGUCGAACGUACACAGCUGUGGGACCCAAUUAUUCUCCCUCGGUCAUCAAUUGUCUGAAGACUCUCGACCUCUGGUUUUUUGAUGUCUUUGCACUGAACAGGGUGAGCGAAGACCAUGCCUUGCGCACAAUUGUCUUCGAGCUGCUCACCCGCCACAAUCUCAACAGCCGCUUCAAGAUCCCGACGGUGUACCUCAUGACUUUCCUGGAUGCACUGGAGGCUGGUUAUGGGAAAUAUAAGAACCCUUAUCACAAUCAGAUACAUGCUGCUGAUGUUACCCAGACUGUACAUUGCUUCUUGCUUCGCACUGGCAUGGUGCACUGCCUGACAGAGAUUGAGGCCCUGGCCAUUAUCUUUGCAGCCGCAAUCCAUGACUAUGAGCACACGGGUACCACCAAUAGCUUCCACAUCCAGACCAAGUCAGAUACUGCCAUUUUGUACAAUGACCGGUCAGUGCUGGAGAACCACCACAUCAGCGCUGUUUUCCGCAUGAUGCAGGAAGAGGAGAUGAACAUACUUGUCAACCUGACCAAGGAUGAAUUUGUUGAGCUCCGGUCGCUCGUGAUUGAAAUGGUUCUGGCUACAGACAUGUCCUGUCACUUCCAGCAAGUCAAGUCCAUGAAAACUUCCCUGCAGCAGCUUGAGCGGAUUGACAAAUCAAAAGCCCUCUCCUUGUUGCUGCAUGCAGCUGAUAUCAGCCACCCUACCAAACAGUGGACGGUGCACUCCCGAUGGACCAAAGCACUCAUGGAAGAGUUCUUCCGUCAGGGAGACAAGGAAGCUGAGCUGGGAUUGCCCUUCUCCCCAUUGUGUGAUCGUACAUCCACACUGGUGGCCCAGUCACAGAUUGGUUUCAUUGAUUUUAUCGUGGAACCCACUUUCCAAGUUCUGACAGACGUAGCGGAGAAAAUGGUCAUCCCAUUAGUGGAAGAAGGUUCCAAGAAUAAAUCGCCCAGCCAGCAGAGCAGGUUUGCACCUACCAGUUCCACCUGGCGUCAGCCUUCUGUAGAUGAGCAUGCUGAACUGGGGGACAUCAACGCUGACAUCAAGAGCUUCCGUUCCACUUGGACCAAGUACAUCCAAGAGAACAAGCAGAAGUGGAAGGAACGAGCUGCCAGUGGAAUCACCAACCAGACAUCUAUUGAUGAGCUCUCACCUUGUGAGGAAGAGGUGAGCAUGCCUGAAAACCGGCACAAUCAGAACGGCAAUGUGGAAUAGCGCUGCGUGCAGGAGCAAGGUCUUCAACACAGUUUACUCCAAAGUCUUCGAUACCAUCGACUCAGCACCAUCCGCACAGGGAGGGAGCCCCUCCCCAGCUCGAGAAGGGUGUGACAUGAAUGCGACCAUCAAUACUACUAGUAAUAAUAUUAAUACUGAUAAAUGCAAGUGUUACCGAGUCAACGAUGUCGACAUCACACAGUACACACUGCCUGCCCCAUCCCUGAGUUGCAGAGAAUGAAAGACUGAGACCCUCCCUCUCCCGUGUAACUUCCUCCCAUCACUGAGUGCAAGUGGGCAAAAGGCUGUGGUGACACUGGGACUGGUCACCCAAACUCUUCCCUUUUGUGCCCAACAGCCCAGGUAAGGCUUCUCACUGCCAAACCAGCCAAGCGACUGCCAAGGCCACUGUCACCACUCCCCGCCCCUUAAACAAAUAUUGGUGGUGAUGGUACUGUAAGUGAAGAGUGUGCGAAGGGAUCUUUUAAACUCAGCAUGGCAGGCAUGCAUGCAUCUGAGGGGAGGGGACUCUCACCCCUGCGUGAUGGCCUCUGAAGGAGGCCUGAAGUGGCUGGAUCCCAGGAAUUCUCCACCCCUUAUGAAAUUCUCCCUGCAGGGCAACGUCCUGCUGUCUCUCUGUCAUCCAGCCUCUUGCAUGGAUAAAUGUCAUCCCUGUACUUUGCCUCCGGGUCUUGAAGACAUCUGAUUUUCAACCGCUGUGGCAUUAACUCAGAGUGACUCAGAUCUCAAAUGCAUCACCUCUCCCUCCUUUCAGGCAAUAGCUUAUACUGUGACCAAAUGCUGAACCUCACCUGCAUUCCCUCAUCCUUGCCAUCAUUAAGUGUUGCCCAGUCCCAAGCAGUCAUUCCAGCAUUUCAGAGAAAUAAGCAAGUGUUGGAAAGUGAAGGCAAUCUCUCUCUUGAAGCAGCAGCUUUUCAGUCCUGGUCUCGAAACUCAGUCGUGUUUCCUUCUCCCAUUCAUAGACUGAAUUCCUGCAAUUGAAUCUGCAGCAUGGAGGCCAGUACACUUUGGACCAGCAAGAGACUUCACAACUCCUAGGGCCUGAGGAACAGAAAGUUCGCAGUAUUUCAGUUCAGUCUUCCCCAACCUGGCGCUCUCCAAAUGUGUUGCUCUACAACUCCGACCAUUUCUAUCCAGCACAGCUGCCCAGAAUUGGCAGGGAUGGUGGGAGAGGGGGUGGGGUGGGAGAGAGAGAAGGCUACUGGAGAAUGAAGUGAAUUGUAGUCCAACCCAUUUAGAAGGCACUCAGUUGGAGACCCCCAGGAUAAGUAGUGCAUCCUUUAGGACAUCACUCUGAUCUUUGUGCAUCCUUAAGGAUAUCAGCAUAUGCUUUUUUCACUGAGACUGUGGGCUUAGCUGCUCCUUCAACAGAAAGCCUGUCUCUCUUGUGAUGUCAUGCAUACAUGCAUGUUACUCUGUAUGGUUAUGAUCAGGAUGAAUAAGAGUGAUCUCCUGCAGGUGAAGGGAGUUCUGAGAAGGGCAUCCACCAGCAGAAGAGAACAAAGGACCAGAGUUUAUUUAAUCCAAAUUAGGAGCACAGAGUAAUGUUAGGGCUCAGCUAAGUAAUAACUUCAUACCUGUCACCAAGGGCAGAUUGUCUUUCUCUCAAGCUGCAGACCAUUCCAUAUACCUGAAAUGUGAAGAUAUGUCUUCCAGAUCUAAUGAUUGGCUGCUAAGUAAACUUAAGUCCCAGCAUCAUUCACAUUUAGUAGCAAAUUAGAACACAAGCAUGGUUUUGACUAUUGUUCUACUAUAGAACAGAAGCACUGUUUGACUAUUAGAUGGAUGUGGAUCUAAGACUGCUGAGCAUUGUCAGACGCAUGACAGGAACAUCUCUUUGAUGUUCUUGUAGAAGAUUGAGGCACAUUUAUUACAUUAAUAUGGAAGAGCGAGGCUGGCUAAUUCCCAUCUUGGGCACAUCCUCUUUCAUUCACUUAUCCUGGUGUUCGCUAAAUUACAAUAGUCUCAGCUGCCAAUCUUCUUGUAAUGCUACACAAGCGGAAGUAUACAUAGCGGGAAACGCUACAGUCAGACAAGGGCAUCAGGGUGCAGCGGUUGAUGCCAAGAAACCACCACAACUUGAGAAAUGGCUCGGAAGAUGUCAUUUGAGAGGCAAACCGGGCAUACGGUGAAGCAAUCGUGUGACACUACAGCACUUGCUAAACUGUAGCAGGAACUGGUUAGUCCACGUUCCAAGUACAUUUGUGUGUCUUGGUGCUUAAUUAACACAGAGCAACUGUGAGAAAUCUUAGGCGGAGCCUAAGGAAUGGAAGUUCAUCAAAAGAUGUACGGAGUAGCUCGAGAGCACCCUGAGGAAUUCACACAGUGGAAUCUCCCCAAAUCAAUCCAUGGAAAACCAGGACACCAGCGGAGAGCUCAUAUUCUACGUGCAGGGAUUUUUCUUCUUAACUCGGGAGAGCAAGGCUGGCGUGAUUGGCUCCAAAGUGCAGGCACAAGUGGUUAGUUCUAGGUGUGUUGUCCCAGAUGCUUUUACUGAAUGCAGAGGUCGAUUUUAGUCAUUCCUCCCCAACGUUGGCUCUUUCAUUAUGAACACUGUAAAAAAGGAGAACCGGUUUUCCUCUAUGAAAAGUCAAUUGGUUGAGCCAACAUUGCAGAUGAUCUCUUUAUGAUUCUUUCACUAUGGAGCUCAGAGCCAGCAGGAUUAAUGAAUGCUUCUUGCAUUUGGCUGCCUAGUUCAGGCAUUGCAGGAAGAAAGAAGGCGGUUUUGUUUAUUUUCAAAUUAGCCUCAGGGUGGGAACGGCAUGUUGGCAUUGGCUAACUCUAGAGGAAGACGUUCUACAAGGAGAUGGCUGAAUAAUAGGAAAAGCCACGGUUUAAGUAUACAUAAGCAAAAGAGUAGAAUAUUGCAGAGACUGUGGUGGGACGGAUAUCUUGUCCAUUUGUCCAUAAUGAAUGUCAGUCUCCCUGAUCCGCAGUCUGUUAGGCCAACAACACAGCUGAAAGAUUCAGGCCUCAGUCCCCCGCCCUCCCCCCACUGCCUUUCAUCCAAGUGGAUUCUCCUUUUGAAAUGGAGACGUAGCUGAGAAUUUGCCCUGUAUUUCUUCUUCAGCUAUGACAUCUAAUCCAACUUUCUGAAUGCUUUCCUGGAGACUGACUUGGUUGAACAAGGAUCACUCUGGAUUGGAGCUCUCUUUGCCCUGACCUGGCUAUUUCUCCAAGUAUUCAACUGGGGCAAAACUUCCUGUUCGCAUCUCCAACUUCCUUGUCCUCUUCCCCCAGUCCCACAACUUUGUAAAUAUCCCUUUGUCAACACAUUUGGUCCGUGGAACUCUGUAUGUAUUUGUACCUCGGACAUAAUUUUUCUACCAUGCAGUAACUUUUUUUUGUUGUUGUUCUGUUUCUUGAAGUCAGAUUCUUAUUAUAACAGCUCCAUAUUCCAAUGCCGAAUUCCAAAUUAUGCGCAUGUAAUAGCAACUUAAAAAAAGAAGAAACAAAUAAACAGCAAAAUAAAAUAAAAGGA